Molecule: messenger RNA, 10740 nt
Organism: Calypte anna (Anna's hummingbird)
Lineage: Eukaryota; Metazoa; Chordata; Aves; Apodiformes; Trochilidae
Gene: CELF1
Product: CUGBP Elav-like family member 1
Exons: 14
Coding region: 150-1619 (489 amino acids)
Biological process (GO): regulation of alternative mRNA splicing, via spliceosome; mRNA splice site recognition
Cellular component (GO): nucleus; ribonucleoprotein complex; cytoplasm
Molecular function (GO): mRNA 3'-UTR binding
Source: RefSeq, a predicted model, not a curated record
GCCUGCACACAGAGGUGGGGAAGAAAGGGCAGGGCAAGGCAAGAGAGUUGUGCUCCAUUCUUUUGGCAAGAGCAUUGGCUUAAACUGGAUGCCUAGAAAGUGAAGACUGGAACAUCUAGAGGGAGGUGCGUAGCUGCAGCUCAAAGAAAAUGAAUGGCACACUGGAUCACCCAGAUCAACCUGAUCUAGAUGCUAUCAAGAUGUUUGUGGGUCAGGUCCCACGAAGCUGGUGCGAGAAGGAUCUAAGAGAACUUUUUGAACAGUAUGGUGCUGUCUAUGAAAUCAAUGUCUUGAGGGACAGGAGCCAAAACCCUCCUCAAAGCAAAGGGUGCUGUUUUGUUACAUUUUAUACCCGUAAAGCUGCACUAGAAGCACAGAAUGCUCUUCACAACAUGAAGAUCCUCCCAGGGAUGCAUCAUCCUAUCCAGAUGAAACCAGCUGACAGUGAAAAAAGUAAUGCAGUAGAAGAUAGGAAGUUGUUUAUUGGAAUGAUAUCCAAGAAGUGCAAUGAAAAUGAUAUCCGAGUGAUGUUCUCCCCCUUUGGGCAGAUUGAAGAAUGCAGGAUAUUACGGGGCCCUGAUGGCCUGAGCAGAGGUUGUGCAUUUGUGACUUUCACAACAAGAGCCAUGGCACAAACAGCAAUCAAAGCAAUGCACCAAGCACAAACCAUGGAGGGUUGCUCUUCUCCCAUUGUGGUAAAAUUUGCAGACACACAGAAGGACAAAGAGCAGAAACGGAUUGCUCAGCAACUCCAGCAACAAAUGCAACAGAUCAGUGCUGCCUCAGUAUGGGGAAACCUGGCUGGACUCAACACACUUGGACCCCAAUACUUAGCACUUUAUUUGCAGCUCCUUCAGCAGACAGCAGCUGCCUCAUCUGGGAACCUGAACACACUGAGCAGCCUCCACCCGAUGGGAGGACUGAAUGCCAUGCAGUUACAGAACUUGGCUGCCUUGGCAGCUGCCGCCAGCGCCGCUCAGAGCACCCCCAGUGGCACCGCUGCACUCACCUCCUCCAGCAGUCCCCUAAGUGUGCUCACCAGCUCAGCAGGUUCCUCACCUAGCUCCAGUAGCAGCUCCUCUGUUAACCCUAUGGCUUCUCUUGGAGCACUGCAGACACUGGCAGGGGCUACAGCAGGCCUCAACGUUAGCUCCUUAGCAGGAAUGGCUGCCUUAAAUGGAGGACUUGGCAGUGGUGGGCUCUCAAAUGGGACAGGUAGCACAAUGGAAGCCCUCACACAGGCUUAUUCUGGAAUCCAGCAAUAUGCUGCUGCUGCCUUGCCAACUCUCUAUAACCAGAGUCUUUUAACACAGCAGAGUAUUGGUGCAGCAGGAAGUCAAAAAGAAGGUCCAGAGGGAGCCAAUCUGUUUAUCUACCAUCUCCCCCAGGAGUUUGGGGAUCAGGAUCUGCUGCAGAUGUUCAUGCCCUUUGGAAAUGUUGUCUCUGCCAAGGUUUUCAUUGACAAGCAGACCAACCUGAGCAAGUGUUUUGGGUUUGUAAGUUACGACAAUCCUGUCUCUGCACAGGCUGCCAUUCAGUCAAUGAACGGCUUUCAGAUCGGCAUGAAGCGCCUGAAAGUGCAGCUGAAGCGCUCCAAGAACGACAGCAAACCCUACUGAGCGCCCUCCGCUGGGGACUGGAGGGAGAAGGAUCUGCUGGUAAGUUGGAGAGGAGCGCACUUAGUGAUUCGAAGCCCUAAGGCUGUGUUUUUACAGUCCUGGAAGCUGAUCCCUGCCUUCUCUCUGGCGCAUCUUCCCCUGAAGAUUCGGCUGCAGCCUCUGCUGAGAAUCCCACUUCGGAUGGAAGACAAGUUUGUGCUUUUGUUUCCAGUGUUUUACUUUGGAGUUUAGGUGCCAUAUCGCUGAGGGGGUUUUUUUUGUUUGUUUUGUUUUGUUUUUUUCCUGCCCCCUUCUCCCCCUCUUAUCCCCCUUCCUUCCCCUUAUUUGAAGUUUGCUGUGUUUGUAACCAGUGUGUGUUGAGAAGGACCAAUGCCAGCUCCUUGGGGGUGGGGAGGGAAGGUUAAAGGGAGCAGCAGAAACUGACACCACACUGCCUUGGGGUGGAGAGGAAAGGAGGAAGCAGAGCUGACACCAGACCUCCAUGGGGGAGAGGAGAAGGGAAAGCAGAAUAACACACAACAGCUGAUGAGAACAAAGAUGAGGAAGGAGAACCGUGUCCCUCCAAGGUUGGGUGAGCAAAGAACCAGCUCCAUGUAGCCUUUGUCAUGCCCCAUCCUCUCAAAAAUUUGCUUGCCUGUAUAACGUGGUGGGGAUUUAUUAAAUCAUCUCUAAAGCAGGAGACAGGCUAGAAGGAGGAACACAUUAACAAGCCAAAGGAAAACUGCAGUGAUUUUUUUUUUUUCUGUAUAUAAGGUAGUGUUUAUAUAGCACCGUGACUGUACACAGAUAAAUUUUCUGCCCAGAAAAUGUCACUAUCCAUUUACAGUUGAAUAUUAAUGAGAUGCAGUGAAUUUCUCCAUAUUUAAGAAAACUUACCCAUGUACUUUAUCUAGAUUUUGUAGAAAGGUAUAUAGAGACAGCUUAGCCUGGAUGAAUACAUCUGGGGCUGGAAAGAAGAAACUUCUGAUCCCUGGUAACCUGUGGAAAUUUUCUUCUUAACAGUUGAUCACAUUCCCUAUUUCAGUGGAAUAAUUUUCUUUUUUUGCAGAGUAUUAAUUAUUUAGAAUUCACUCUAAGAAUCAUAGUGUAGGUACUGUUUUUUUCUCUGGAAAAAGGACUUUUAAACUGAGAUACAAAGCCCAGAGUUAGUGUAGCACAGGUCUUGAGGCUCCUUUUUCAUUCGUGUUCUCAGAGGGUUUGAUUUCCCAGUAUUUAAGCUUUUACAGAUACAAGUUUUUUUCUUAAAAACUAGAAAAAAACAAAACAAAAAACCCAAAACAAAACAAAACCAAAGAGACCCCAAAAAAACCCCACAAAACAAUUUGUGCAGUGUUUUGGUCUAGUAAUUAGGUAUUUCUUGAUACUGCAGUUUUCCUUUAAGGUGUUGUGUACCAAUGCAAAACAGGCUAAGACAGGAGCUGUGGAACCAGAGCAGAGCAUUGAGCCCACUCAGCCUUUUUCUGCCUUUUGGUACCAGCUGUUACCUUCUGUCUGGAAGGAAAAUUGAACACACCCCAUCAACAAACACACUCUUUUUCUGCACACUUGUAAAAUGGCUCACGUGUUGCUAAGGGCCUUUGCUAUACACUGGUUUUAGGGGGCUCUAAGGACUUUUGACACUCUGGCCUGAUUUGUUUUAAAGAAAUCAGAGUAGAGUCCCAUUUUAUAACCACCAAAAGCCACCUCUGUCACUAGAGGAAGUUUACAAUUUCUGUGCAUCUUCAUCAGAAGUUCCGUUUACCUCAUAUUUUUCUCCUUUUCCUUGUUUUCUUUGUAUUGCUGAUUUGUGAUGCUGCUUCCUGAGGCACCAGCUAACACUGCACUCUGGGAGCCAGCUGCUAAAUGUGUGUGGGUCAGAUGUAGGGUUGGGACUUUCUGUUCUGCUCCAGCAGGAGGAGCACCAAACCCACCAAACCUGAAAAUCACCUCCAGAAUCCGCAUCCACCUGAGGUGCUCUGCUGGGAAUGUCAGGUGUUCCCAGGGACUGGGUCCCCUGGGAAUCUCACACCUCAGAAGUACAAGACCUGUCCUGUAACAUCCCAGAAGAGACCUUUAAAUUCUUAAAACUGAAAAUCAGAACAGUUGGUUGUUGCCAGUCUGUUGAUAUUAAUGGCAGACAGGUCGAUCUAGCAGUAUUAAUGAAAUUAUUUCCUGGUGGCAAAGGUUCAAAGGCCAGAUUGCCAAAUUUCCCAGUUAUGCUGGCAUAUGGUACCCUUCUAUGUUAAUUAUUUGAAUCUCUCUAGAAACGUAACCAUACACUUAAGUGAACCAUGUACACUUGAAUUCUACACGAUGGGAAAGAUGUGUCCUGGGUUUCUGAGAAAAGAGUGGUGGAGUGUGAAAGCCUCCAGGGUGAUAAUGGGAUUUUUUUUUUUUAUAAAUAAUAUACUUUUCAAAAAAAAGGAAAAAAAAAAAAAAAAAAAAAAAAAAAAAAAAAAAAAAAAAAAAGAAAGAAAAAAAAUAGUUGGGAGCAACUGCUCCACGUACAACCUGCUGUAACCAAGAAUGUUGUUUCUAUUUUUAUAGAAGUUUUAUACCGCUCCAGGCUGGAGAAUAUUUAUUAUCUAAAUUAUUUCACUGGAAAAAAAAAGAAAAAAAAGAAAAAAAAAAAAAGGCCAGGGUUUUGUAGAAUCCUGAAUGUGAUUGUUUUACACACAUAAUGGUGUGCAUGAUUGAAACUACUGAUUUUCAGUGGCCUGUUUGCAGCCCAGCAAUUGCCAAAUGGGGAAGACGAAUGCUGUGAACCAGGGGAGGAGAGCACUGUGCUCUGGGGUCUCUACAGUCACUCUUAGCUUCUCUGCACCCUACCCCACUGUACUCUCUAAAACCUUUGUCCUGUUUUUCUUUUAACUUGAUGCUGUGGCCUCUUCACUAGUCAUUUCAGUUGCCCAAAAUUAGAUGGUUUAGGUCCUACAGUGUGUCUGUAACUUCGGGGUCGAGCUUGGCGUUGUUGCAAGUAGGUGCAGCUCCUGUUGACUCCAGGAGGUUCACCUGUUUAUGCUGUGGCUUUAGUUUGAUCAGUGACUCCUCCCAGGCAUCAUCACCUUGAAGACACCUAACUUGGGCUAGUUCUUGUGCCUUACUGGCAUAACUAUAAGUAUUGCCAAAAGAAAAAUGAAUCUAUGCAGGUUAAAUUUUGAAGUACGUGAUCAUCAGAUGGUUUGAAUCAGCACAGGUCUGCCCUCUUCAGUAGGCCUGCAGCAGUUUUCACCAGCUGAAGAUGUUGCCCUUUUUUGUGUAUCUGUUUCAAGUUUCCCUUUCUUGGUGUAUGAAUGUAUAUAUGUUGCCAAAGUUAAUAAAUGUAUCAAGUUUGUGACUUGGGCAGAUUUUUUUUCUGAUAACAGAACUGAUCAGAUAAAGUCAACAUUUCUGUGUCUGUUUUGUGGCUGCUGCUGACUCCUGAGAUUCAGGCUCUUGCCUUCCAGUCUGAAGCCAGUUUUCUUCCUCACUCAUUGGCAGGAAAGUCUGGGAUUUUGGGGACUUGGGGCUUGGCUUUUAUUUUUUAUUUUUAAUUACUGUCAUGCUCUGGUUUUAGUGCAAAUCAAAGCCUUCUUAAAUGCUUUAUUUCCUGGAUAGUAGAAUGAGUUGGGUGAGUUUAUAUGAACUGCAGAAGGACUGGCUUAAGUAGCCACCUGGACAAAGUGUUCUGUAUGCUCAUAAACCAAAGAAUCUGAAUUUUCUACAACAAAAGCUAGCAGGACUUGUAAUGAAAUGGGAUUCCUAUUACAUGUGUCACUGGGAACUACUUGCAUAUUUUUAAUAACGAGAUGGAUGUCACAGAUUAUUUUUUUUUUCUCAGAAGACACUGAUUUUACUGGAUGUGCCAUAAUAAGAUGAAAGUAGUAUGAAGAAUUGAAGUCUUAAUCUUAUGCUACUUAGUAUCAAGUAUGGUAAUAAAUGAAAUAACAGAUUCUUCAGUCCCCUAGAUAAUCAACAGUCCAGUAUAGGAUAUCUCUUUGUAGUUGAGUUUUUUCCUUCCAGUACGUUUUUUUCCUUCCAAAUCUUGCAUUAUUAUAACAUGCCUUUGAUGUCUAGUGAUUAAAUUUUAAUCCUAAACAGAAUGAGGAUUGGAAUUUUUCCAAAGUAUCUGGAAUGAUGGUGAAUAUCUCUUUAUAUUUCAAUGGUGAAACAGUUUAUAGCUGUGGGUGCUACUAUCUGGAGAAUAAGUGUCUCAGUUUCUCACUGGCAUAUACAUCUGUAAUGAAAAAGCUUUUCAUCUGAAUGCUGGAGGUCACAUAGCAUGAGACAUUCUGCUUGGAUCAGAGAAUUAACUCAAAUGUUGCUUUUGAUGCUGGUUGUGAGCUAGGGCAGAACAGCCAAGCAGAAAUAAAUUGUUCCAAAUUUUCUUUGGAAAUAUCUAAAAGCAACUUGAAUAAAACAGAUUGCAAACGAAGACUGCAACUAUGAACAUGUAAAAUGCUUUGAAAACUUCUUGUUGCAAAAAUUUUAACACAAGGUUGUUUUACAUCCCUGAGCAUACCUACCACAAAAUAUAAAACUCAGAAGACAGAAUUAUCGCAGUUGUGAGAAUUAAACAAGGACAAACUGGAAUAACUUUCCCCAAGUCAUUAAGUACUUAUCUAGCACCUCAUGGCUCUGCUCUUGUAGGCCAACCCUUCCUCAAGGCUUUAAUGAAAUUUAAUCUUCCCCCUCAAAAUUGAUGAGGGAAAUACUUUUUUAAAUCUCUGUCAAAAAAAACCCAAAACCCAAAGAAGUGGCACAACGAAUUCCUGUGGUGCCUGCUUAGAUGUCACUCAAUUUCAUGUCUCUUGUUUCUCAUGCCUCAGUUCAUAGUAUUCCUAGAACUGUAGGAAUAAUUGCAAGAGUGGCAUUGUAUUCUGCUUGCUGGAGUUGAUUGAACUCCACAGUAAAUCCAUGUUCUGCAUUGGAAAGCACAAAGAGCAAAUGGAUCUCAGCAGUUCUAGUAAGUGGAGUGUUGCAUGCUCAGUGCACAGAAUGCUUCUUGCUGCUUUGGAACUCAAGUGCAGCACUUGCUGUUCUCAAACACACUCUUAAGUGCUAGCAAAUAGUAAGCUCUAGUGUCUAACCAGCAGCUUUUAGAAGUGCUGAAGGAUGAGGCCACAAAUAGAGAGAGAAAGGUGAGUUGAGGGGCAAAGGAGGGAAGCAGAGGGAAAGAGGAAGGAAAAAGGAAAAACUUGCUUCCUCUCUGCCCUGCUUCCCAAAUUUUUUCCAACAUGUUCCUCAUCUCAAGCAGUUCACAAGCUGAGAAAUCAAAGGUGGUUUUAUCACUCAAUAUAAGAAUUAUUUCUAAAUUCUCAUCAAACUGGCAACAGUGACUGUAGAGCUUCUCAGAGCCCAGUAUCCCCUCCUCAUGAAUUCAGGGAGCUGGGGGCUGUUUACAUAAAAGAUUGGGAAUGGAAAAUCCCUGUGCAGGUCUAAUGGUAUAAAAAGUGCUCAGCUAGGACAAGUCUUAAUUUGCAGUCAAGUCUUAAGGAAUUCUUUGCUAAUGUGUGCAGGUUUUGGUUCCACUUAAUUUGUCUUGUAUGAUUUUACUUUUUUUUCCUCCCCUCUUCCAAAUCACCCACUCCCCGUUUCAUGGGCUCCUAGAGAAUGAGAAGGGACUAGAGCUAAAGGAAAGAACAUGAAUUUCCUGGGCUGCCACUGCCUAAAAUCUUCCUGUGUUAGGAUGCAAGACAAGUCUCAGCCUCAAACCACCUGUGAACCCCUUGUGUUCUUAGUCUUGUCUCUCAUUGUUUCAGGCUCUGGGGACCUGUGUUAGCCCCGGAGCCACAUUUUUUGGAGUCUGUCUCCUGGGGAGAACUUGCUCUGUUCUCCUCCUAAGCAGAGACACAGGGCAGGGAGGUGCAUUCAGAUCAGCCCAGGGCUAUGUUGUGGAGUGCUCCAUGGGCUGGGUGGUCAAGAGGGAAAAUCCAGGCCUCUGCUUCCAUUUGGUUUCUGGCAGUUUGGUGUUUACUUGGUGUCCUUCAUGUACUUCGACUUUUACUUGUCCAUCGUUGGCAUGUGCUGCCCUUCCCUGUCCAACUCCCUUCCCCCCCGAGGUCUCAUUGUACAGUGCCCAUUCUUGUUUUCUCUCUCUCCGUGUUUGGAUGUACUGCUCUGUGUAACUCAGUGGGUCUCCCUCUUUCUGGUUUGUUUUUUUUCUAGAUUCCUGCCGUUUGUUCAUCGUUGUGCCUAAAGCAUGUCGAUGUGGCGUUCAAGUACAUCGUCCAAAUCCUUGUCUCUUCAGCUUCUCUGAUGCUUGAACUCUCACCUUUGACCUUGUGUUGACCUUUGAUGCUGAUGUGUAUUUUUAUUACGUUUGUUUCUUUCUUUUUUUUUUUUUUUUUUUUUUUUUGUGCUGCCAAAUUGGUUUUGCUAGAAAGACUGCUGAAGGGGAAUAUUUAAACUUGCAUUUGAAUAUAAAAGAAUUUCUAUUUUUCUAGACCUUCGUAAGAUAACCACUUGAUUUUGUGAAUUUGAUUCUUUGUAAUUGUCUUCAGAGCAGCCUUGCUAGCAUACCUUGUGGAGUAUUUGUAUUUCUGUGAACAUACAGCCAAUCACUUUCUAGGCUUAGUUUUUUCUGUGUGCUUAGUUUUAAAAACACAGUUUUGAAGAAAAAGUCAGUUAUAUGGUGUGACUCAAUCUUUCAGGAGACUUCCCAGUCACAUUUUGCUGAUCUGGUUUCUGUGCUUGAGGAGACAGAAUGUGUUUUUGAGUUCAAACUUGUGACUUGAGUGGCAUCAACAGGAAACACUUGAACUACAUUUUCUUCUAAUUGUAGCUACAUUUUUGCCCUAGCAUUUAUUGAUUAUUUUUUAAUUAUUAUUAUUUUUUUUUCCUCUGCUUCCCUGUGUGAUUAUUAGUCUGCAGUGAGAAUUUGAUCAAAGUUGAUGUUGUAUUUUGUUAAGCCUCAGCAUGCUUGUUUGUUUUUUUGUUUUUCUUUUCUUUUUUUUGUAACUACAAUCUCCUCAGCAAAAUGUGAUAUUUUUGUUUUAAUCUUUCAAACUAAGAUAGUGCCCAGAAAUGUUUUGCAUGUUUCCUGCUGUUUUCUUCACACCCUCGUAUAUAUCACCUUCACCUCUCUGUUUUCUAUAGUUUGUGCAAAAACUGAGCAAUUUAAUAGGUUUCAAAGGUAUCCUUUAAAUUGAUGGUUUUGGUGUGACAAAUAUCUGAUCAGAAGCCACCUGAGGGCAUCUACCUGUGCACUUAGACUGUCUGCCUGACAGAGCACCUGGUUCUUGUUCCAUCUCCAGCGCUGUCAGAGGCUCCCAGGAUGCUUGGUUGCACUUCUGCUGCAGUGGAAGUUUUGGUUGGGGGGGGGAAUAGCUGGGGGAGGGCAGGAAGAUUGGGGAACUUCACAGUAUUUCUGUAUCCAAAGUUAGCUGAAUCUUAGGGCUCUUCUGAAAUGCUCUUUCUGAGCCUUUUGUAUAAUCCAAGGGCACAUUUUUGCAAAGCUCAGCCCCAGUUUGAUACCAUUGGUGGCAGGAUAUUGGUGGAAGGAUCUAGGUCUUGAAACAGAGGCUUUGAAGCGUUCAAGAGAAAGCUUUUUUUAAACCUGGUCCUACAGCUGCUGGCUCUUUUCCCAAGUUACAAGCACAAUACAACAGCCUCUGAAGCUGUUACGUGAACAGGGUACCAUCCCCAGCUCUCUUCUCAAGGGCCUUAGCUGGGGAAUCUCUACGGAGAUUUUUUAGUUUUUGUUUAGUUUUUAAAUUGGGUAAUGAGCUAAGCAGGUUUUUUUUCUGGCUUGCAGGAGGAACUAGAACAGGUUGCUGCUUUCUGGGUUGCAGGCUUCCCCCCUGCCCUACAUGCCACCUGCACAGGUAGAAACUGGGAUGUAGCUUCUAGAUGAAAGCACCUGAAGAGUGUGUGCUGUGCUGAAAUUCAAAAGGAGAAGCAAGGUAGUGUAGGUAUCUGAACAGUGGAAAAUAAUGUGAAAUGAAAUCCCAGCAGAAAGAGGUUUUGCGGAGAAAACAAAUCAUGUUUGAUUGGGAUGAGGCAAAGAUGCAAAAGGAUUUUUUUCCUCUCUCUCUCUCUCCCACUCCUGAGCUGGCUGAAGAUGCUCUGUUCUCAGCAGAGUUCGGCUCAGCUUGGGCAGACCCUCCUCUGCUUGUAGGACAAGAACACAUUUGGAGCUGGGAACAUGUGUGGAGCUGGGAGAGAAGCAUAAGAAAAAGAUGGAGAUUUGUUGGGUUUGGGGGUAGGGUUGUGGGCUGGCUGCUGUUAGUCCCACAGUCUGAAUGCACAGGGCUGUGUGUCAGGGGGGAGGGGGGCACUGAGGAACUGCCAGUCCAUUUCUGUACGUCUGCGUUGGGUUCCGUAAGGAACUUGGGGGAAACCUGUGGAAAAAUAUCUGAGGAAAAAAAAAAAACAAAAUGCCAAACGUUGGAUGUUUCUUUCCUUUCUUCUUUCUUUUUCUUCCUUUGGUUGUUUUAAUUGUUCUGUGGUGGUUUUAAUGGAUUUGAGACAGUGGAGCAGCAGCUGCCUUUCUGAUUUUUGGCUGCUUUUUGUGAAUAAUUUAAAAAGAAAAUUUACAUUUUGGAGACAAACCUGUGGGCUUUUUUAUUGGUACAAACAUUGUAUUUAACACUAGGGGUUUUGUACAGUUUUUUGCCUUUUCUACUAGAAAACAAUGUAAAGUGAUACACAAUGUGAUGAGAAAACAAAUUGCCACUAUGACCAAAUGUAGAGUCUGUUCUGCAGUAACGGGAUUUAAUCAACUCGAAGUCGUGGUUCAGUCGUAGAAAUGCUUUUCUUUACCUUGUUUGAGCUGUUCCUUUUUUUUCUUGUUUUGAUUUGCAAAACAAAAUGUCUUUUUGUGUGAAAUUGUGUUGUACUCUGUAGAGAAUUACGGAUUUUACUUUAAUGGUUUAAAAAGCAGAGGAGCACGUGUUGCUUUUCUGAUCUGAUGGCAGAGUUUGUGUAGUGGGUUUAAAAAUGAGAAGAUUUGUUACAAGUUUGGAACGAGCGAGUAUGUGUUAAAGGAAUUUUCUUCCUUUUGUGUGUGUGUGUUGGUUUGUUUUUUUUUUUCCUUUUUGUCCCAAAGGGCAACUUAAAGCUGUUUUAAUUGCACAGACACACCGACAAUAAGUCAUUUUGUAUAUGCCAAGUGUGGUACCUUCCUUUGUUUAUUUGCUAUUAAACUGUUUGAGAAGAGUCA